Molecule: messenger RNA, 3138 nt
Organism: Zygosaccharomyces rouxii
Lineage: Eukaryota; Fungi; Ascomycota; Saccharomycetes; Saccharomycetales; Saccharomycetaceae
Gene: GDH2
Product: glutamate dehydrogenase (NAD(+))
Exons: 1
Coding region: 1-3138 (1045 amino acids)
Cellular component (GO): mitochondrion
Molecular function (GO): L-glutamate dehydrogenase (NAD+) activity
Source: RefSeq, a predicted model, not a curated record
AUGCAUUCAGAGACAACUCCCGAUAUUGCAUCACUUUCCAUCUCAUCAAUUUCGGAUUACCAUGUGUUCGAUUUCCCAGGAAUCGAUCUACAAAAGGAACAAGUAAUUGACAUCUUAGACCAGCAAGGUUUCAUCCCAGAUGACUUAAUUGAACAGGAAGUUGCAUGGUUUUACGAUUCGUUGGGAAUUGACGAUCUUUUCUUUGCUAAACAAAAUGCAGAAACCGUUGCUAAUGUGAUUCAUUCUCUUUAUGCAUCCAAAUUGGAUUCAUUUGCUAAGGCUAAGUUCAAUGGUACGUCAAAGGCCACCGAUCAGACAGGUCCCCAAUUUACCAUUAAAAAUAAAGUUAUCAAUAAAGGUGCAGCUUUAUUUAUGGAGAGUUUGGGUGUCGAUAGUGCACAACCUUAUCAAUUAGACGAACAAAUCGAUGAUUUAUUUCUCGACAAUAAAGACCACAAAAGUAGUCGUUUAGUCAGUUUUUGGACAAGAGAGUCUGGAUUAAAAUUGACGUUUGUCUACGACAGUGUUUUCCCCGAGAGUCAUGGGCCAAUUACUCCCUCCAAACUUUUGCAAGGUGAUAUCGAUGGCAUUAGUGAUCAGACUAUGGCUCAGAUUUCCUCGACCGAGAAUAAAAAAUUGUAUGGUCUACUAAUCAAUCUGGUUGGUGAAAGGGAAGGUCCUGUUAUCAAGACUACCCAUUCGGUUAAAAAUCAUGAUGAAAUUAGAUUGCUAGUGGGAUUUAGAAGGUUUACCACUAAACGUUACUAUUCAGCAUUGAACGUAUUAUUCCACUAUUAUAAAUUAAGACCUUCAAAGUUUUUCUUGGAGUCUUUUAAUGCUAACGAUGUGGUUAUUUUUUCCAUCUAUUUGAAUAAGUCAAGACAACCUGACGAUGUCUUACCAAAUGCAUUAGAGCUUUCCAUUAGACAAGUGGAAAGAGAAGCCUCGUUGCUAUAUGCCAUUCCUAACAAUUCAUUUCAACAAGUUUAUGAGAAACGUCAAUAUUCUCCACAAGAAGCUAUUUAUGCACAUGUUGCCUCUAUCUUUAUCAAUCAUUUCAUUAAUCGUCUAGGUUCUGAUUAUCAAUCGUUGUUGGGUCAAUUAAACAUCAAGGAUACAGACACCACACUUUUAGAAAUUAUCAGCAAUUUGAAACGUAAACUAAGAAAUGAAACGUAUACUCAGGCAAUGAUUAUUGCUACUUUGCACAAGUACCAUACCAUUGUUUCCAAACUGUACAAAAAUUUUGCAGAAAUUCAUUAUUAUCAAGACGCAUCGAGAUCUAUGGAAAGAACCCUUUCAUACCAACGUCUAUCUCAAUUGGAACCUUUCAAAUCUGACGAGGAUUUCGAAAAUUACUUGGCAAAAUUAUUACCUAAUGAUUCACCAGAUUUGUUGGUGUUAAAGACCUUGAGUCUAUUCAAUAAGGCUAUCUUAAAGACCAAUUUCUUUAUCACUAGGAAAGUGGCCAUUUCAUUCAGGUUGGAUCCAAAAUUAAUUAUGCCAGCAAUUGAAUAUCCAGAAACACCUUAUGGUAUUUUCUUUGUCGUUGGUAACACUUUCAAGGGGUUCCACAUUAGAUUUAGAGAUGUGGCUCGUGGUGGUAUUCGUAUCGUUUGUUCAAAAACGCAAGAUGUUUACGAUAUGAAUUCGAAGACUGUUGUCGACGAAAAUUAUCAAUUGGCAUCUACUCAACAGCGUAAGAAUAAGGAUAUUCCAGAAGGUGGUUCCAAAGGUGUUAUUCUAUUGAAUCCAGGGCUUACUGCACCAGAUCAAACUUUUAUCGCGUUUACGCAAUACGUGGAUUCUAUCAUUGAUAUCUUGAUCAAAGAUCCACUCAAGGAAAAAUAUGUUGACCUUUUGAACCAAGAAGAAAUCUUGUUCUUUGGUCCCGAUGAAGGUACUGCAGGUUUUGUCGAUUGGGCUACAAAACAUGCUAGAGCAAGAGGUUGCCCCUGGUGGAAAUCUUUCCUCACUGGUAAAUCUCCACAAUUGGGCGGUAUUCCUCACGAUGAAUAUGGUAUGACUUCGUUAGGUGUUCGUGCUUACGUGAAUGAACUCUACAAGACUCUGCAUUUAGAAGAUGCCGUCAUCCAUAAAUUCCAGACAGGUGGUCCAGAUGGUGACUUGGGAUCCAAUGAGAUUCUUUUGUCCACCAAGAACGAAUUAUAUGUGGGUAUCCUCGAUGGUUCGGGUGUUUUGUGUGAUCCUCAAGGUUUGAAAAAGGAUGAGUUGCUCAGAUUAGCUAAGGAAAGAAAAAUGAUAUCACAUUUUGAUAGAUCUCUCUUAGGACCUAUGGGGUUCUUUGUAUCUGUGGAUGACGUGGAUAUUACGUUGCCAUCUGGCGUUAACAUCGCUAAUGGUACAACUUUUAGAAAUACUUUCCAUAAAGAGAUCUUUAGAUUUGUGGACCAUGUUGAUUUGUUUGUUCCCUGUGGUGGUAGACCCAAUUCUAUCAAUCUGAACAACAUUCAAAGCUACAUUGAUGAGAAGACUAACAAAUGUAAGAUUCCAUAUAUUGUUGAGGGUGCUAAUCUGUUCAUUGCACAACCUGCUAAAGUGGCCCUGGAAGCUCAUGGUUGUAUUUUAAUUAAAGAUGCAUCUGCAAACAAAGGUGGUGUCACUUCUUCUUCUAUGGAAGUCUUGGCUUCUUUAGCAUUGAAUGAUCAUGACUACGUUAACAAGUUCAUUGGUACCGAUAGCCAUUCUAGGACCGAAUUUUACAGCGGUUAUGUUGCUGAAGUACAACGCAGGAUUGACCGUAAUGCCGUGGGUGAAUUCGGUCAAUUGUGGAAAUUGAAUCAGAAAACUCACAAACCUAUUUCCGAACUGUCUAACGUUCUUUCCUUGACCAUUAACAAAUUGAAUGAUGAUUUGAUCUAUUCUACAGAAUUGUGGUUAAACGACGUUAAAUUGCGUAAUUACUUGCUUUUGAACAAGAUUAUCCCCAAACUGCUGAUCGAUGUGGCUGGUCCAGUGGAAAUUCUGAAAAACAUUCCAGAAUCAUAUUUGAAAGCCUUGCUCUCUAGUUAUUUGUCCAGUUCAUUCGUCUAUCAAUUCGGCGUGGAUGUUAACAUUGGUAGAUUCUUGGAAUUCAUCGGUACUUUGAAAAGAGAGGCAGAUGGCAUUCAGCAGUAA